Scedosporium apiospermum is the source of this 984-nucleotide messenger RNA. RefSeq lists its product as uncharacterized. The transcript is spliced from 3 exons. Lineage: Eukaryota; Fungi; Ascomycota; Sordariomycetes; Microascales; Microascaceae. Bases 1 to 984 code for a protein of 327 amino acids. The record is from RefSeq and is a predicted model, not a curated record.
AUGUUGCCGAGCUAUAUAACUCUUUUCUGCUUCCUCUCCUCCCUCGUCGGAGCCGAGUUUGCCUAUAACAUCGAACCUGGCGACGCUAAGAUCGGAGAACAUUACGUCGUGGAAGAAUACCAGCUCCAGACUUUCCACGAGGCAUUGGCCAAAGGGGUUGAGGAUUCACCCGCUGCUGCCCUAGAUACGCUUCUGGGAAAGCGACAAUCAUGUAGAGCUGGAUACGGCUACUGCACGUACGCCAGAGGCUGCUGUCCCUCCUCCAACAGAUGCUGCUCCGGCGGAUACUGCCUCGAACCCGGAAAAGUCUGCUGCGCUCGCGGCCCCUGCCCCAGCGGCCACAACUGCUGUGGUGUAGACGGCUGUAAUCCCAUCGGCACGGAGUGCUGCCGCGACGGAAGAUACUGUCCGGCCGGGAACAUUUGCGUGAUUAUGCCAGGCGUCGCCCGGAUCGUCUGCUGUACGGACCUGCGUUGCACGGCGCGGGUGGACAAUGGGCGGACGACGGUGAUUGGGGGCAUGACGACGAGGACGAAUACCUUCACGACGACGGAGUACCGGACUUACUACAUGACUAUAACUUGGUGGUACUACUCGUACUAUUGGUCUUAUUCGUUCGCCAUCAGCGCAUCCAUCGUGACGUCUACUCGCGUAUCGACCAGGACGGUAUACACCGUGCGCACGACGGAUGCGGAUGCCGCAUCGGACUACUUUAGCGACCUUUCGAAGGAUCUGACGCUUCCGACGCCGGCAGCCGCGACGUCGCUGGCCGAUCGGGCGGGUGAGACUUCCUAUUUGGAUGGGGGCAGACACCUCACCAGCUCUACUACAACAUCGAGAGCGACCGCUGCCACAUUCAAUCCGGGUUCGGGAUCAGGAACGAGCGAUUCCGGUUCGAGCUCGUUGUGGUCGGGUCUCGACCGAGCCACAGGGCUGCUGCUCAUUGUCGGCAUUGGAAUUGGGGCUGGGGCAGUUCUUUUGUAA